Haliotis rubra (blacklip abalone) is the source of this 1737-nucleotide messenger RNA. Its product is annotated as T-complex protein 11-like protein 1. NCBI's taxonomy places the organism in Eukaryota, Metazoa, Mollusca, Gastropoda, Lepetellida, Haliotidae. The coding region runs from base 1 to 552 and encodes 183 amino acids. Gene Ontology annotation, biological process: signal transduction. The transcript has 3 exons. The record is from RefSeq and is a predicted model, not a curated record.
AUGGACCAGGGCCGUUUCCUGGAGCUACGUGACAAGACACGCCAGCUGACCCUGAUGGCGUCCGUGUUGCUGGUAACAUACAGUACUGUAGGAGCACCCAUAGCAGGGAUACAGGACCUCAAGACUACACUCAAGUCCAAUAUACUCACUGUCAUUGCAGCAGAGAAAGAUUUCAAGAAAGUAAUUGUGAAUGUGGCCGACCAGGUGAAGAAAGAUGUAAACGAGUGCCUUGUGAAGCACGGCUUCUCUCAGCUGGAUGGGGAGAAAGAGAAGUUUCUCAUUGGGCAGAUCUCAGAUGUUGCUGCUGAAGAUCAUGCUGUCACUACAGUCAUGCACAAAAGGAUCUGUUCAUUCAUCAAAGGCUCCAUCACUUCCCGCCACACGGAGCCGCUGAAGGUUCCGGCAGGCUACUCUGCCUUCCAGACAGAACUCAGCCAGAUGCUGGGUCGCUUCCUGCGUCUCGUCUCCCACAACAGGUCCGUGUUCGGCAUGCACUAUGCCAACAUCAUCGGUUCCCUCAUCCGCAAACAGCAGGACCUGUCUCCAAGAUAAACAACCAAAGGAACAGCUCGUCACUCAAACAUCUACAAGAAAACAAAUUAUUUGUUCCAGACAAGUUCAUCAGUUACUCAAAGACACGUUUCCUUCAGCUGGAAUGAGGAUCUCCAAAAGUGGAGCAAGCCAGAUGAUCUACCAUGAUCCAAAGAAACUAUUGUAUGUCCUUGGUAUCAGCCAGCCUGAUCCUCGAAGGAACAGCACAUCACGCAAACAUCAACGUCUCCGAGAGAAUAAAUUAUUUGUUCCAGACAAGUUCAUCAGUUACUCAAAGACACAUUUCCUUAAGCUUGAAAGGGAUCUCCAAAAGUGUAGCAAGCCAGAUGAAGUACCAUGAUCCAAAGAAAGUAAUAUAUCUCCUCUGGUAUUAGUGAACUGGUCUUUAUUCCACAAGAGGUCCUUAGCUGUACAACUUUCAUAGUCCUUUGUUAAAGUGUUGGAAUUUUGAUAAUCAAAGCUUCAAGAUUCCAUGCCAGGAAGGGCCCUGGGUUAUGAGCCCUAAAACCUUGACCCUGUAAAUUCUACAUGGGUUCAUGUUUCUCAAUGUCACGGACUCUAUUGGUUUAAUUAUUGGUAGAAACUACCACUGUAAAUGAUCGUCAUUUAAAAUACACUGUUAUCAUUUAAUGUAACAUCCAAAGGGACCUGCCUUUUAUUUUAGAUAGAAAGGAGGCCUGCGAUUUUAAAUCCAUGUGUGUCAAAGUUUGAAGAUGCGAUUUCUCAAUAAUGUGAAACCCUGUUAGUCUGGACACUACUGGCCAAGAAACUCUGAAUUCAGAAUAAUUUUUAUGAACAUUUCAGGAUUAUUUAAGGGACAAUUUGUGAAUGUUUAAAUUGAAAUUAGGUUAACUGACGGAUUUACUGAGAAUAGCACUGUCCAGAUUGCCAGUGUUUCACUAAAUGUGUUAUAUAUUAGUAGACAAAAUGUCUUUGUCCUCAUGACGCCAAAUUGCCAAGAUAUUUUGUUAGGAAAGUCUCGCAUGGAAACAGUGAAGUAAUCCUUCUCGAAAUAUUAGAUGUAUUUUCAGUAUAUCGGAGAUGACCCCAUCCAAGAUCAUGGUGUGUUAUUUGUUUUUAUCUUCACGUGCGUAUUUGACAUUUCAGUUAUUACCGAAAUUUGAAUUUCAUGAGCAUCUGUCCUGUGUGCAUUUAAUACAUAAUCUGCUGUAACAUCAUACUGAG